AUGUCGCGCGCCGAGGCUUCUCUGGCCUCCGGCAGCGGCUUCGACGAGGAGCUCAGCCGCUUCCUGUCGGCUGCUCACGGCGAGAGCUUCGUGGAGCUACUGCGCAAGAAAUGCGCGAUCGGCAAAACCAUCAGCGAGUCGUUCACUUGUUCUGACGCCGAUGCGUUCACUUUCGCUCAAUCGCUAUCAUAUCGCAAACCAUGGCAGAUCGCCGUGGACGAGUUCGAGGUCAAGAUGCGCCGCAAUGGCGAUCGUCAGAGUGCGAGCUUGUACUGCAUAUUCCAUCAGCAGUUGUGCAAGGAUUGGCAGGUCCGUGAAUGUCUGUUGGACCGCAGCUUCCGCAUCUUCGAGAUCCUACCACAUCGCAAAACCUUGCUGCACCUGUCAGACCCCAAGACUGCGUGUCUAGUGCUGCUGUCCUUUUGUUUUGGCCUGGAUAAUGUGAUAUUCGUCGGACUGCACAACGUGCCUCACAGCAGCUGUUUACCCGGGCCGUACCUGGGCCUGCUUCAUCCGGGAUCUCGGGAAUCAUUUUUGGAUGCAACAUGUCACCUAGAGAAACUGCACCGUGACAAAUCACCUUCUGCUGGCAAUGAUGCUGAAGACGAUAGGCUGGAGUGCAAUGGGCGUUUGGCAGAGAUAUCGUAUUUGGCCUCCGAAUUCGACGAUCUGUUUGCCUACGUAUUGUGCGAGCCAGAAUGUUACAGCGCGUUCACUGAACCGCUACUGCGACGCAUGUACACCAAUAGGCUCUACGGAAGACUGGCGCUGUCGGUGUUCAUGCGUGGCUACCGCGAGCGCUACCGGGAGCAGCCGCUGGUUUCUAUUUUGAAGCGUUUCAACGAUCUGUUGCGCAUUGUUUGUCGGAUACUGAACGACGUUUACCACAAUCGCGGCGGCAGGGGCGCGUCGGACAACCGAAACUUCGGGACGAUGGCGGUCAUCACGCUGAUAUACUCAUACCUCUAUGCCAUACUGAGUAUCCCAGUCCGCCUCACUCCGUGGAACAAGACUGAAAAGGGGGAAGCAUGUACGUGUAAAAGUGUUGUUAGGAGUGAUGACGUGGACUCAGGAGCGCAGGUCCACGUCGCUGGCUCGUCACAUUCAAGCAACGCAGCCUCACCCACCGCCGCUAAUGACGCAUCAGCCGGUCUGCCAUCUCACCAUAAUGUUGGUCUCAUUGGUGCGGACUUCGCAUCAGCUGCAGCUGAUGCUGCGUGCGUUGAAAGCACACGCCGGAAGGAUGUGAUCAUGUCGCACGCCAUAGGUUUGCUGGGCGACGAUGUCACUUGGUUGCGCCGUUCGGAACGUUACGUGGACGUGAUCGACAACUACAAGCUGAGUUUGUGCUGGUACCGCCGUCCCAUGUACAGCAACUGUUUACACACGAACUUCAAGGUACUGUGUCCAUGGGCGAUAAUGUACCACCAAGCGUGCGUUGGACCCUGCGCAUCCGCGUGGCUGGAAUGGCAGGGGAAAUCGAUCGAAUCGUGGUCUUCAUUGCCGCUUUGGCGCAAUGCAGCCCCCGCAGACAGUAAGACUGCAAAGACGGGUGGUGAUUGCCUGCGUUGCCUCAAGCGCUUGGUAUGCUUGCGUGUUCGGGACUGCGUCUCCUUCAUCUUCGACCUCGAAACAGACAUUAAACGCACCAUACGAAGACACUACGGCGCCUAG
Molecule: messenger RNA, 1674 nt
Organism: Babesia ovata
Lineage: Eukaryota; Apicomplexa; Aconoidasida; Piroplasmida; Babesiidae
Product: methionyl-tRNA formyltransferase, putative
Exons: 1
Coding region: 1-1674 (557 amino acids)
Source: RefSeq, a predicted model, not a curated record